Molecule: messenger RNA, 1293 nt
Organism: Lactuca sativa (garden lettuce)
Lineage: Eukaryota; Viridiplantae; Streptophyta; Magnoliopsida; Asterales; Asteraceae
Source: RefSeq, a predicted model, not a curated record
AUGGCCAGUGAUUGUGAAAGUGACAACUCAUAUGAUAGUGAUGACUUAUGUGAUGAAAUUGAAGAAAAUGAAGAGAUUCAAACACUUUUUUUAUGUGGUCUUGCUGUCAAAGGGUUACUAUUGACUCAUAAAUCAAAAUAUGUUCGUAGACCUCGCCGUUCAUUUUCACGCACAGGAAGCAUGCUUAUCAAUGAAAUACUUAACGAUCAUGAGAUCCGAUGUUAUCAACUUUUCAGAUUACAAGUCCCGACUUUCAACAUGUUAUGUAGGGAUCUUGUAGCACAUUAUGGGUUAAAGAAAUCACGUCAUGUAUCUAUUGAAGAGUCGGUUGGUAUUUUCUUGUUGUACUUAGCACAUGGAUGUGGAAAUCGGUUAGUUCAAGAGUUCUUUAAUCAUUCUGGGGAAACAAUCCAUAGACAUUUUCAUAAAGUCUUGGAUGUUGUGGUUAACCUAAGUAAGGAUAUCAUCAAACCAAAUGCUAACUACAAUGAAACUGAUUGUAUUGGUGUCAUCGAUGGAACACACGUGAAGGCCUCUAUUCCGCAACGUGAGCAAAUCAAAUACAUUGGACGAAAGAAUUACGUUACUCAAAAUAUUAUGGCAGCAUGUGAUUUUAACAUGUGCUUUACCUUUGUGUGGGCUGGAUGGGAGGGGACUGCACAUGACAUGAGAAUUUUUAAUGAAGCGCGAAGGAGACGUGAAGUUAAGUUUCCACUUCCAGCCGAUGGUAAGUUUUACCUUGUAGACGCCGGAUAUCCUAAUACAAAAGGUUAUCUUGCUCCCUACAAAGGUUCAAACAUCCGUUAUCAUAUUCCUGAUUUUCGACGUAGACAGACUCGUGCCUCGCAGGAACCAAAAGGCUUCAAAGAAAAAUUUAACUAUUAUCAUUCGUCACUUCGCAAUGUAAUUGAACGAACUUUUGGAGUCUGGAAGGCUCGAUGGGUGUUACUAAGAGAUAUGCAUGUAAAUUUCAACUUCGAGACCCAAGAUAAAAUUGGGCUAGCUUCAAUGGCAAUUCACAAUUACAUUAGAAUGAGCGGUAGUGGUGAUACGACAUUUCAAAUAGCGCAAGAAGAAUCUUAUAUUUUGUGCAGUGAUGAAGGACCCGAUAAUGGUAUUGAGCCACAUGACGAAGUAUCAAGUACACAACGUAGAAGUGAUGAUAUGUAUAUGAGUGCAGUAUGCGAUAUGAUUGCAGGACAGAUAUCCUCAAGGUCAAACACUCGUGCACGUAACGGCGUACGAUUUGUUUUGAAACCAUUUAGUAUUUUCAUUUUAUCAUUAAUGGUUUAA